Molecule: messenger RNA, 1668 nt
Organism: Mytilinidion resinicola
Lineage: Eukaryota; Fungi; Ascomycota; Dothideomycetes; Mytilinidiales; Mytilinidiaceae
Exons: 2
Coding region: 1-1668 (555 amino acids)
Biological process (GO): regulation of DNA-templated transcription
Molecular function (GO): zinc ion binding; DNA-binding transcription factor activity, RNA polymerase II-specific
Source: RefSeq, a predicted model, not a curated record
AUGGCAGAUGCUCCUGUAAUAAAAAGAACACGAGCACGCGUGCCAAGAGUGCGGACUGGAUGCAUCACCUGCAAAAAACGACAUCUCAAGUGCGACGAAGAGAAGCCAUCUUGUCGACAAUGCAUCUCCGCUGGCUUCAAGUGUGAUGGCUACAAGCCUCCCCAACCAGCCAAGCCUCGAGAGACCGUAGCGACGAGCACUUCGGUCGAGGUAGUAGCACCGCUGGCAGCCCAGAAGAGACUGUUGCCAAAUCCUGGCUGCUACGAGCUCAAGCUGUACCAGCGCUACGUAGCUCCGAAGCUCUCCAGUUACUCUGACGCUGGUUUUUGGAACGUUCUUAUUCCGCAAAUGUCACAGACAGAACCUGCAAUACAACACGUGGUGGUUGCGAUAUGUGCUGUGCACAGGGAUAUUGAGUCUAUUCGCAGCUACUCUCAACUGAGCGUCCUCCGGCCUAACCCUCUGGCCAUGAAAGAGGCCAGCCAGGCCAUGCAAAGCCUCUCGCAGAGGAUCAAAUCGGAUCCCUGUUCAAGCCUUGUUCCCCUAGUCGCUUGUCUGCUCUUUACGUGCCUAGAGCUUCUCUGUGGCAACUUCGAAACUGCAAUCGUCCACGUGGCGAAUGGCUUUAGGAUCCUCAACAGUCCCGGUUCUACCGAGCUUGCGGGAAGGUCACAUCAACAGAUCGCAGACAUGAACACGGUUGACAAGGAGGUCGCACCGGUAUUCCAGCACCUGAGUGUGCUUUGCCUGCUGUUCGGGCAGACGCAUGCAUUCGAUACUUACGGCCAUGUUGCAACAACAGAGUUCGCUACGUUCACAUCGUUGGAAAGCGCCCGACUUAAUCUGUUCGAGCUGUUCAGCCAAGUCUUCCGCUUCAUCAAAGUUGCCAGUGACAAGGCUGAUAAGGGGAGCAUUGACUUUGCAGAUCUCAUUGAAAAGGUUAAAUUUGAGCGGCGGCUGCAGCACUGGUACAGCUGUAUGGAGCAGUAUGUUAAAAGUGCAGCCAAAUUAGGCCGCCAUGUCAACGAGAACGCGGUGUACAUCUUGCGCCUGCACCACCGUACCAUACUCGUUUGGCUCUCAGUGUGCCUCUCCGUAGACGGAGUUGACCUCAAUCUUCACACAUCCAACUUUGAAGAAAUUGUCCGCCUCUGCGAGAGUCUCGCGCGAGACUCGCCAUCAAAGCGCAAUUCACCCGGUUCAACAACCACCUCGCCGCCUCAAACAGCAGGAUAUAACAAAUUCUCAUUUGGCAUGGGUAUGAUACCAUCGCUCUACUGGGUUGCAAGGGAGUGUCGCGAUUCCACAAUCCGUAAAAAGGCGUUGGACCUGCUCCUAAGAGCGCCACUCCACGAAAGUCUUUGGGAUGUGCACGUUUUUUACAAGAUUUUCGAGCGCGCCAAGGCCAUAGAGAAAUCUCGAAAGCACAGUCAGAAAAUGCUCUCUCCGGAAGACUGCUGGCGAGGGGAUCUCUCAUUGGCGUCGGAUCAUAAAAUUCUUCUUGAGCUACCUGUACACAACUUUAGACAUGUCCAGACUUACCGGAUCCACAACUGCCUCAUUCCGAACAACUGGUCUUCCGAUCAAAGAUCAGGAGUCACGUUUCGUGCGAAGCCAUGGGGACCACUCGGUGCAUGGCACAUAUGGGAUGAUUCUGUCUAUCUAUGA